AUGGGCAUGCUCACUAGGGACAUUAUCGCUUAUGCUGGAGAAACUGCUAAGAUUCUGGUUCCAUACAGCGCCUCUCCAAUGCCAAAGAUUAAAUGGGCAAAGGGAGAACUGACGCUGGAUGAGCGUGAUAAGAGGAACAAAGUUGAAAGCAACGACUAUUUGACGACCAUGACGAUAGACUCGUGCGAGAUCAGUGAUAGCGGGCUCUACACAAUUUCGCUGGAAAACUCUGUGGGCAAAGACAGUGCCACCGUGAAACUUCGAGUAGUAGAUCGCCCAGGCCCACCUGUUGGACCAUUGGAGAUUACCGACAUUGCUCCCGAUUGUUGCACUCUUUCAUGGAACCCACCGAAGACAGAUGGUGGAUCUCCAAUCACAAAUUACAUUUUGGAAAAACUCUGCCUCAAAGGUGUUGAGCCUCAGUGGGAGAAGGUUUCCUCUUUCGUAAGGAACACAACUUACACAGUACCUCGACUUCUCGAAGGGGAGAUGUACAAGUUCCGCGUUCGUGCUGAAAAUCAGUACGGUAUUUCCGAACCUCUUGAAAAUCCAGAGCCAAUCACUGCCAAGUAUCAAUUCAAUGUUCCUAAUCAACCUGAUCCUCCCGUUGUUCGCGGCAUGGAUGCCACGUGGGCUGAGGUUGAAUGGGAUCCACCAGCAAAUGGAGGGUCAAAGAUUAUCGGAUAUCAACUGCAGUACCGUGACGCAUUGUCAGGUAAAUGGAUUAAUGCCAGUAAUGACCUCAUCACAGGAACGUCAUUCCGCGUGAACAACCUGCGCGAAAAUGGCGAGUACGAAUUUAGAGUGAGCGCAAAGAACGCAGCUGGCUUCUCAAAACCAUCAGCACCUUCGGAACGUGCAAAACUGAAGCCCAAAUUUGGACCUCCUGGUCCACCUAGUCAGGUGAACGCCACCUCCAUCGGUCGCAAUCACGUAACCCUCACCUGGGUACCCCCGAUUGAUGAUGGCGGUUCGCCAAUCACCGGCUACAUUGUGGAACAACGAGAGUAUGGAAGCAGCACAUGGGUAAAGGUUAGCGACUACAAUAUUCGCGAUCCCGAGUUCACCGUGCCUGGCUUGAAAGAGUUCCAUGACUACGAAUUCCGAAUUAUCGCUAUCAAUAAAAUGGGCAAAGGAGUGCCGUCGCUACCCACAUCCCCAAUCAAGAUCCAGGAUUUGAAUGGUUCUCGACCGAUGAUUGUUGUAAAACCUGAAGACACCGCUCAACCGUACAACAGACGGGCUGUGUUCGUUUGUGAGGCAGUUGGCCGCCCUGAACCCAUUUGCAGGUGGAUGAGGAACGGGCGUGAACUACCUGAAAGCACCCGAUACCGUUUCGAAGCACAUGAGGGAAGCUUCAGAUUCACAAUCAAGGAAGUAUGGGAUAUCGACGCGGGAGAAUACACCUGCGAAGUAUCGAACGUCUACGGCAGUGACACAGCCACUGCAAAACUCAUUGUACAAGCUCCACCUGUCAUUGAAAAAGACGUGCCAAACACUAUUCUACCUAUGGGAGAGAUGGUUCGACUGAAAAUCUACUUCUCCGGAACUCCUCCAUUUACACACACCCUAACCUUAAAUAAGGAAGAAAUCGACUACGAGCAUCCAACAAUCCGCACU
Messenger RNA from Strongylus vulgaris, 1620 nucleotides. The record is from the annotation of a GenBank genome assembly. NCBI's taxonomy places the organism in Eukaryota, Metazoa, Nematoda, Chromadorea, Rhabditida, Strongylidae.